Ichthyophthirius multifiliis is the source of this 2037-nucleotide messenger RNA. RefSeq names its product protein kinase domain protein. Lineage: Eukaryota; Ciliophora; Oligohymenophorea; Hymenostomatida. Gene Ontology annotation, cellular component: cAMP-dependent protein kinase complex. Gene Ontology annotation, biological process: signal transduction; peptidyl-serine phosphorylation. The transcript is spliced from 7 exons. Gene Ontology annotation, molecular function: ATP binding; cAMP-dependent protein kinase activity. The record is from RefSeq and is a predicted model, not a curated record.
AUGAAAUAAAUGUUCUUUUGUGAAAAUACAGAAGAAUAUGUAUUUAAAUAAGGAGACUAAGCUUCUUCUUAUUUUAUUAUUAAUGAAGGAGAAGUAUAAAUAGAAAUUAAUGAUUAAUUUGUUAGAAAACUUAAUAAAGGUGAAGGAUUUGGAGAAUUAGCUUUAUUAUAUAAUGCACCAAGAAGUGCAUCUAUAAAAUGUAUAGGAAAAUGUACUUUUUGGGGUAUAAAUAGAAAUACAUUUAGAAAAACAGUAGAGGAAAUGGUUUAAAAAAAUUAUGAAUCAAAUAGAAAUUUUAUGGAAUAAGUUAAUUUUUUUAGAUAACUGAAUAAUGAAUAAAAAAAUAGUAUAGCUUCAAGACUUAUUACCACAAAAUAUGAAAAAAAUGAAUACAUUUUUAAUUAAGGAGACAAUGCAGAUUCAUUUUUUAUGAUUAAAGAAGGAAUUGUAUCGAUUUGGUUAGGAAAUAAGGAAAUCAGAAAACUUGGAAAAGGAGACUCUUUUAGGGAAUAGGCUCUUUAUUUAAGUGGAAAAAGAGCUGCAUCAGUACUAGCGGAAGAAUAAGUUUAUUUAUUAUCAUUAGGAAGGGAAAAUUUGACUAAGAUUUUAGGUGAUAAAAUAUAAAUUAUUAUUUUUAAUAAUAUUGUAAGAUGGAGUUUUGCAAAAUCAUAAUUAUUAAAAUAAUUAACACAUAUAUAAAUUGAAAAAAUAACAAAUAAUUGCAAAAUUACAAACUAUUAAUAAGGAUAAAUUAUUUAUUCGAAAGGGUAGGUUUGUGAUUAAUUAAUUAUUGUUUUAGAAGGAAGCUUAAUUAAUUCUAAAGGGAAAUAAAUAGCAACAAAGGGAUAGCUUUAUGGGGAUAUAUUUUUAAAAGAAUAAAAUUAAAAUAUUGCUUUUGAAUAUGAUAUUUUUAUGGUUUUAAGCGUCAUUUAAUUUAAUAAUUUAAAAAAAUUUAUUGGUGGAGAAAUUGAAAAUGUUAUUAAAUUAAAUGAAUAUUCACAUGAAAAAUAAAUGUCUGAACUUUAAUAAAAGAAAGAUUUUUCGCAUAUUCUUAUUGAAAAUCUUAUAUAUAUUAAAAAGCUAGGACAAGGAUAAUUUGGUCAUGUUUAUUUAGUUUAAAAUAAAGAUAAUUUAGAUUUAUAUGCUUUAAAAUAAAUAUAAAAGUCCUAAAUAGUAGAACAAACACUUGAAAAUCAUAUAAUUUAAGAAAAAUAAGUACUUGAGAAUACUAAUUUUCGUUUCAUAAUGUAAUUUUUGAGAACGUAUAAAGACAAUAAUAAUAUAUAUUUUUUAGUCUAGUUUAUUUGUGGAAUGGAACUGUUUGAUGUAAUAAGAGAUAUUUAACUUCUUUCCACAUAUGAUAGUUAAUUUUACAUAGGAACAUUGAUAUUAUGUUUAGAAUAUUUACAUUCAAGAAACAUUAUCUAUAGAGAUUUAAAACCAGAAAAUAUUAUGGUUGAUUAAAAUGGAAUAAUGUAUUUAAUUGAUUUAGGCACUGCUAAAAUAUUAAAACAAUAAAAUAGUCGUACUUUUUCUAUUAUUGGAACUCCACAUUAUAUGGCUCCUGAAAUAAUUGUUGGUAAAGGAUAUUCAUUUUCAGUUGAUUUAUGGAGUUUAGGUAUUUGUCUCUAUGAGUUUUUAUGUGGCGGGCUUCCUUUUGCGGAAGAUUUGGAUGAUGCUUAUGAAAUUUAUGAGGAAAUAAUUAAAAAUAACUUAAUUUUUCCGCCUGAAAUUAAAGAUAGGAAUGCUAAAAGAAUUAUUGAAUAAUUAUUAAGUUAAUUUCCUGAAUUGAGGCUUGGUGGAAGUUAUGCGGCUUUAAAAGCUCAUCCGUGGUUCGAUACAAUUUCUUGGGAUGAUUUAUAUAAUAUGAAAUUAUAACCACCUUAUAUACCACCAAAAGAUAGGAUUGUGAACUUAAAUGAAAUUAAUAAUUUGGCAAGUAAAGGGAAAAUGGUAAUGGCGGAAAUUAAGAAAGAAAUAAAAAGUAAUUAAAAAUAAUUAUUUACAAAAAUUCCAGGUUGGGAUUAAAAUUUUUGA